AUGUCCUCUCAAUCACCUGCCUUAUUUGGCGUAAUCGCCCAGCUCCCACCCAGCUCCGGAUCCCUCCAGGUCUCAAACAAGCCGGCAAGAGCCUCCGACGAUCCGAACCGCACGGCCCCUGCGGACGACCCAUCUCCUCGCGUGGAGGACCAUCUCCUCGCGCGGAUGACCCAUCUCCUCGCGCGGACGACCCAUCUCCUCGUGUGGACGACCCAUCACCUCACACGGACGACCCAUCCCCUCGCGCUGACGGGCAACCCAUCUCCUCGCGCCAACGACCCAUCUCCUCGCGCCAACAACCCAUCUCCUCGCGCCAACAACCCAUCUCCUCGCGCCAACGACCCAUCCCCUCGCGCCGACAAGCCAUCCCCUCGCACUGAUAGCAACUUAUCGCCAAGUUGCGCUGAGCAAUCAACGACCCACCGUCUCCUCGCGCGGCCGACAUCUCGUGCGGACGACAUCUCGCGCGGCCUGUUUGUUCUUUCCUCCAACGACCACCUUCUUCCCGUGGUCUUCUGUAUCCCGAUCGUCACCCCUCUCGAGGCUUCCCUUCCUCUCACCGAGAUGUCUAGUACGCCCGCCCCCACCGUUGGUCCCCCAUCUCCCCUGCCUACUACCUCUGACAUCUCAAUCGGCGACGCCACCACCCUCGCUCCAGUCUCCGACACCUAUCUUAAUCCCACACGCCCUGGCGUUGACAACCCAUCCACGUCUUUCUCGGAUGAGCUCGCCGCACUGUCUGAGCUCUACGACCUCGGCACAGAUCCCUCGCUCGGUGGCGGCAGUGCACCGUCCUUUGGCCAAACGUACGGGGAAAUGAUGGUCGCGGCAACGCGCCGUCUCGUCCCCCCUGCGCGUUGGGUGAGCAUAGUUGAAGAAAUCGCGGAAUACCACCGGUCCCUGGUCAUCGCGGAGCUCCUGGAUGCGCCGCGCCCCUCCACGUUAAGCCCGCGGACCCACGCAGUCUUGGUCGACACCCUCUUCGCCGGUGCUGCGGCGGCAACGGACCUCCAUGCGGCAGGAAGCUCUGGCGACGUGGGCGUGGGCGUGGAUUCCACCUGCGCGGCCACAGCCCACGCGCCCGUGAACGACCUCGAGCCUGCGCCGCACGCCGCGCUCGGGGUGGACCUCAGCGCCUGCCUGCGCCUCGAGAACCUCACGCUCUCCUUCGACUUCGCACCCGUCGCGGACGCUGCUGCGGGGCUGUGGGACCUCCUGCGCGUCGUCCGCGCCGCGCUCGCGCUCUACAUACACGUGCUCGUGCCGCAGGUGCAGGUGUUCCCCGCGCUGCGCGAGAUCGCGCUCCAGGUGUUCUGCGCGACAGUGGCCCCUGUGGCAUUUGCGUGCUCCACAAGCGCGCCGUUCCUGGGGGAGCCCCGCCCACGCGACGGCAAAUCGGUGCGGAUGCCGAUGCGGUUCCCGCACCUCGACACAGACUCUUCCCCCCCGGCCGUAACUUAUGGCUCCCCCGAGCCCGCGACGCUGUCCCAGUACGUCGCUGCCAUGCAUGUGGACGGCGCUGGCUAUAUGGCCUCCGCCGACCUGGCUCCCUCUGGCAACCGCUCCAACGUCCCCGCGUCUACGCGCGAGGCCGACGAAGGAGCCCCUCAACACCCGGAAUACCGCGCUGGCGACGCGCUGUCGCUCGCCCUCCCGCCCACCGCCACAUCCGCGGAGGGCGCCCCCUCGAACGCCACGCCCACUCAGGACGUCCUGUCCGGGUGGGCCGCCCCCACCCCGGGCCCCGACGCCUCCCCCCCGGCUCACAACGUCCUCGGCGGCAUCGGCUCCAUGGCCACCCUCGCCGCCAUGCUCUUCGAGGCCGCCUCCCACGGGUGGGAGCCGGAAACCGUCAUCCCGCGCCUCGCCGCGGCUUACACCGUCACCCCGGACGCCGCGGGCACCCUCGUCAACCACGGGCUCCACGACAACCUCGGACCGUUCAUCGCGGAAGGCCACCCCAAGGCCCUCGCGGCCAUGCACGCAGCCAACGACCCCCCCCCUGGGCUCACCCCCCUCCUCCGCGGAAACCCCGAGACGGACACCUCGUUGCCUCCGCACACCCAGGCCCAGGCCCCCCCCAGCCCCCACGCCCCCGGCCCACGCCCCUGCCACGACCGCCGCACGCCUGGAAUGCGUGGCCCUGCCUGA
Messenger RNA from Epithele typhae, 2151 nucleotides. RefSeq lists its product as uncharacterized. Bases 1 to 2151 code for a protein of 716 amino acids. The transcript has 7 exons. Lineage: Eukaryota; Fungi; Basidiomycota; Agaricomycetes; Polyporales; Epitheliaceae. The record is from RefSeq and is a predicted model, not a curated record.